Brenthis ino (lesser marbled fritillary) is the source of this 579-nucleotide messenger RNA. The record is from the annotation of a GenBank genome assembly. NCBI's taxonomy places the organism in Eukaryota, Metazoa, Arthropoda, Insecta, Lepidoptera, Nymphalidae.
AUGGAGGGGCGGAGGACCUGGGAUGGAGUGCCGGUGGAGUCGCAUUCUCCUCCCCAGUCGGUGCCGGGGCGACGGACGCCGCUGGGGGCUGUCGGCCUCGGCGGCUUCUACAUGCAAGGAGGCCAGCCUCCGCCUCCACAACACUGCUAUCCCACUGAUGAGAACCAGCCGGAACCAGGAACUAGUUAUGCUCAACGUCCUAUGGGGGAAGGAAAAUCAAAACAGAAAAUGCGCCAAGGAAAAAAUGUGAGACUGAACAUAAAUGCUCGGGAACGGAGACGAAUGCACGAUUUAAACGAUGCCCUAGAUGAAUUACGUGGCGUAAUACCGUAUGCACACUCUCCUUCGGUCAGAAAGCUGUCUAAAAUAGCAACACUCCUGUUGGCCAAGAACUAUAUUCUUAUGCAGGCUAGCGCACUCGAGGAGUUAAGAAGGUUAGUAGCCUACCUCCAAGGUACAGCAACAGCCGCUGGUAUAGUUCCACCCCCAGGGUUUGACCUAACAACACUUCCUGCUGCUGCAAAGCUCCUUCAGCCACCAACAAUUCCUGGGCCUCCAGCUCCUCCAGACCCACCUUCU